GCAACCAUGGAAUCACCAUUGAUGCCAAGCUCUGAGAAGAAGAGUGAUGGAGAUGGUGUUGAUGGAGGUCAGGUGGUGGCUGAGGUGAAGAAACAGUUGUUUUUGGCUGGACCUCUCAUAGCUUCAAGUCUUUUGCAAAACAUCCUUCGAGUGAUUUCCAUCAUGUUUGUUGGUCAUCUUGGAGAGCUUCCUCUAUCUGGUGCCUCUAUGGCCACUUCCUUUGCUGUUGUCUCUGCCUUUGCCCUCUUGAUGGGAAUGGGAAGUGCAUUGGAUACAUUGUGUGGCCAGUCAUUUGGUGCAAAGCAAUACUCCAUGAUGGGUGUACACAUGCAAAGAGCCAUGCUUGUGCUAACUCUUGUUAGCGUUCCCCUUGCUGUCAUCUGGACUUACACAGGCGAAAUCCUUGCAUUUUUGGGGCAAGACCCAGAGGUAUCUGCACAAGCCGGAAUUUAUGCACGGUGGCUGAUUCCUGUUCUCUUUGCUUAUGGCCUUCUUCAAUGCCUUACUAGGUUCCUACAAACACAGAACAAUGUUGUUCCCAUGAUGAUAAGUUCUGGAAUCACAACACUUCUUCACCUUUUAAUCUGUUGGCUUUUGGUAUUCAAAUCUGGGCUUGGCCACAAAGGUGCUGCUCUUGCAAUGUCUAUUUCUUAUUGGCUCAAUGUGAUUCUCUUGGCUCUCUAUAUCAAGUUUUCGCCUGCUUGCAAGAAGACGUGGACUGGUUUUUCAUUGGAAGCUUUGCAUGAUAUACUCAACUUUAUCAAACUUGCUAUUCCAUCUGCUUGCAUGGUUUGCUUAGAAUUGUGGUCAUUUGAAAUGAUUGUGCUUCUUUCCGGUCUUCUUCCAAAUCCAACACUCGAAACUUCCGUAUUGUCAAUCAGCCUUAACACUGCUUCCUUGGUGUUCAUGAUCCCAUUUGGUCUUGGUACUGCUGUAAGUAUUUGCGUCUCGAAUGAACUCGGAGCCGGCCGCCCAAAUGCUGCUCGCUUAGCGGCAUGUGUUGUAGUAGUGUUGGCUGUGACUGAAGGCCUAAUUGUAGGAGCGGCGAUGACUUUAGCUCGCAGUUUAUGGGGCCAUGCAUAUAGUGAUGAAGAAGAAGUAGUGAAAUAUGUUGCAAUUAUGAUGCCAAUACUAGCAAUAUCUAACUUCAUGGAUGGCAUCCAAUGUGUUCUUUCAGGAACCGCUAGAGGAUGUGGAUGGCAAAAAAUCGGUGCUUUUGUGAACCUCGGAGCUUACUACAUUGCUGGCAUUCCUUCUGCUAUCUUGUUAGCUUUUGUCUUCAAAAUUGGUGGAAAGGGACUCUGGAUAGGUAUCUUGUGUGGUUUGUUUGUGCAAGUAGUAUUACUCUUAACCAUAACUUUAUGCACUGAUUGGGAGAAAGAGGCAAAUAAAGCAAGAGAAAGAGUUCAUAGUUCUACUGUUCCCUUAAAUCAUGUAUCUUAGGAUGCUUUUGGUUGGAGACAUUCUGAUAUGUAAGUCUGAAUCCCGUAUUUUUUUCGGGAGUUGUAUCUCAAAAUCUAGACUUGCAUUGAGAUACAAAAUAUCGACAAAUGCCGAGCUCAAUUUACAGUGAUUUACUUUCAGUAAUACACAUUUUUAUCAGUCUUUGCAGUAUCUCAACAAAACACAUCUUUGUUGAUAUUUAUAGUACUCUUCCAAGUGUAUUUAUGGUCCAAAUAAAUUGUUAAAUUUGGAUUAAGCAAAAUGACAACUACUAUCUUGUCA
Dioscorea cayenensis subsp. rotundata (Guinea yam) is the source of this 1725-nucleotide messenger RNA. RefSeq names its product protein DETOXIFICATION 16-like. Gene Ontology annotation, cellular component: membrane. Gene Ontology annotation, molecular function: antiporter activity; xenobiotic transmembrane transporter activity. NCBI's taxonomy places the organism in Eukaryota, Viridiplantae, Streptophyta, Magnoliopsida, Dioscoreales, Dioscoreaceae. The coding region runs from base 7 to 1443 and encodes 478 amino acids. The record is from RefSeq and is a predicted model, not a curated record. Gene Ontology annotation, biological process: xenobiotic detoxification by transmembrane export across the plasma membrane. The transcript has 8 exons.